AUUAGCGAGAGAUGUGCGCGGUGGAUUGUGGGUAUAGUGGAGGUAAACAAAUGCUCGCCGAGGAUGGCGCACAGAUUGGCGGAAACCGCGGAAAUCUUAAAAGAAUUCAGCGUUCUGUUCUUUGCCAUGAGGCGCGUGGCGGCUCUGCCCUGGACUGCUGUGGAGGAGGAGCUGCAGAACUCCAGAUCUCCGGGGUUCAUCUCAGAGCUCCUGGCUCAGACCUGCCUCCAUCCUCUGUGCCAGAAGUUUCCCCCCUCCGUCAGAUACAGGAGGCUGUUCCUCUCUGAACUCAUCAAACGGCAGGAAGCGGCGGGCUGCGACCCCCUGGACGAGCUGUACGACGCUCUGGCUGAGGUGGUGGGGGCUGAGGAGAGCAGCGAGAGCUUCAGGAGCUACAGGCUGCCCUGCGGCGCCUUCGUCAGCCUGCUGGAGAACGCCGCCCUGAUCUCCGUGGGAACCACGGGCCUGGUGACCUGGGAAGCUGCUCUGUACCUGGCAGAGUGGGCUCUGGAUCACCCGCAGCUCUUCGCUGGCAGGACGGUUCUGGAGCUGGGAAGUGGGGUUGGGAUGAGCGGCAUCAGCAUCUGCCGCAGCUGCAGCCCGCGCCGCUUCGUCUUCAGCGACUGCCACCCCGCCGUGCUGCAGAAGCUCAGGCAGAACGUGCGUCUGAACGGCCUCGGCUCGGACUCGCGUCCCGCCGUCCGUGUGGACCAGCUGGACUGGACCACGGCCACGGGGGAGGAGCUGCGGGCCAUCGGAGCGGACGCCGUCGUCGCUGCAGACGUGGUGUUUGACCCCGACCUCACAGGAAGUCUGGUGCAGCUUCUGUCAAAGCUCCUCCAGCGUCCGUCCACUGAGGCACAGCCGCUGGUGCUGAUCUGCUCCACCAUCAGGAACCCACAGACGUACGGCGGCUUCAAGCUGCAGCUGGAAAAGGCGGGCCUCGGCCACGAGGUGAUGAGCGAACCGGUGCGUCACGUCUUUCCCUACGACAGAGUGACUCCCAUAGAGCUGCUGAAGGUCUUCAGGUGACAAAUAAAGGUUUUCUUCACAAA
Molecule: messenger RNA, 1055 nt
Organism: Oryzias latipes (Japanese medaka)
Lineage: Eukaryota; Metazoa; Chordata; Actinopteri; Beloniformes; Adrianichthyidae
Gene: eef2kmt
Product: eukaryotic elongation factor 2 lysine methyltransferase
Cellular component (GO): protein-containing complex
Source: RefSeq, a predicted model, not a curated record